UUCCAACAUAGAUCCGCCGCUGUGUCAUACUCCUAGUAUGUUUGAGGUGGAAGUGGAGUGUUGAUAACUUCUGAGGAAAAUUGAUUGUUUUGAAUUAGAAAGAUGAAUGGAUGAUACUCCGGCAUAGGCCAUGGUUGAAGUUGAAGACCACAAAUCGCUGCUCACUCUCUACUUUCUUAACUCAACGGAUCUCCCUCUCCCUCCCUCCCUCCCUCCCUCUGUAAAAAAUACUACUACUACAUUUAUAUAAAUAGAAGUAUUUCAUAAACCCUCUUUAAUUCUUAAACCUCGCCAAACCCAAUCAAACAUAACAUAGCAUUAGCAUAGAAGCGAACCGCCGCGCUAAAACGCCCUCCUUAAUUAAUCCCAGAAAAAGAAGAAGAAGAAGAAGAAGAAAUUCCAAUUUACCUUCCAAGAUGUACUUCGGAUUUCGACGGCUGCAUCGUGUUUCCGAAGUUUUUCCGAGGAUUUCUCCCGGUGCCUUUUACCAGUCCUCUGCCACGGGCAUCAAUGUUUUAACCGACGGCGGCGGCUCUGCAGCUUCAUUAUGCAAGGGGUUUGGUUUAGCUGGCCUUCAUUGGCAGAGGUAUUCAACUCGAUCAAGGAGGAAAGAUAAGGCGGUCAACAAGGACAAUGCUUUGUCCUUUAUUCGGUCUUUGCUUCAUCAGCCCAGAGGACCUUCUCACUUCUGGUUGAAUACGGCUCCAGGAAGGGAAAAUAUGAUUAAGGGAGAUGGGGUUUUCCUAGUUGUUGUUGUUAGAUAUAAUGGAGGAUCAUUUGAGGCUAAUCAAAAUACUACCAAAAUGAUUGAAAAGGCAAAAUCACUUCAGCAGAGAUAUCCUCACCUUCAAGUUAUUGCUUUGCAACUCUGUCCAUCAGUAUGUCUGGAUGAUAUUUCUUCACAUCUUCGGACAAUCACCAAGGAUUACAUUACUUUUCCUAUUUUGUUGUCGAACAAGAAUAUUCCUGAGGACACAAAUGUCCCCUGCUUCUUAUUGUCAAAAGGUUUUCAGAAUCCAACAAUGUACCCUGGAAAGGAUGUGGAUCUUAUGGUUCUUCACAAAGCUAUUAAUGAUUUCAAUGCUGAUAUUAACAAGGACACUAAUGUCGUUGAUGUGAAAAGCACUUGGAACAAGCCCAUUGAAGUUUUUAAGGAACCAGAUGUUUGUUACGCUUCGCGGAACUUAUUGUUUUCCUUCCCAGCAUGCAUUUCAGCUGAUGCGGGUGGCGAUCGGCUAUUCCUUUCUGAUGUUAAUCAUCACAGGAUUAUUGUGCUCAACAGCAAUGGAAAUAUUUUGGAUGCGAUUGGUUCUUCUCCUGGUUUUGAAGAUGGAGAGUUUGAAAUGGCAAAGUUGAUGAGACCGGCAGCUUCUUUCUAUGAUUCUUCUGAAGAUUGCCUAUAUUUCGUGGAUUCUGAGAAUCAUGCCAUCAGGAGGGCUGAUAUGGAGGCGAGGGUUGUGGAGACUGUUUUUCCAGUAAGUGGUGGUAGUCAGGAGAAGGGUUUCUGGGAGUGGAUUGUAGAUAAGAUAUGGAGUAAAAGGAGUAUAAAGAUGAAGUCGGAAGAGUAUGAUCCUGCAUCACUCUUGUUCCCUUGGCAUCUUCUAAAGUCAUCAGAAAAUGAUAUCUUUGUACUCAAUCAAAGCUUUGGAACUCUGUGGAUUGUAGAUUUGAAAUCAGGGCUUAUCAGAGAUGUUAUAGAAGAAUCUUCAAAAAUUUUGGAGAUUUGUGGGCAGAUGAUUCUUGAGAAAUGUGAGCCACUGCGGCAGUUGCCUGCGCAUUGGUUGAAGCAGCAAGUUGAUACAAAUUGUUCGCUGGAGGGAAUCCAAUAUGGCGGUCUAAUGUCAUCAGUUGCCUCUUGUCAGGAUGAUGUGGUAUUCUAUGAUGAAGUUGGCCAGAGAGUGGUUAAAUUCAACGAAGGAUCUGGAUCAGGCACACCCUUGUCUUUGUCGAACUUUUGGAACCUUGGACUUCCUUAUUGGCUCACAUCGUCUAUUGAGGAGAUGUAUUCUUUAGAUAGUCAGUCCGAAGUAGACCUCGAUCAUUCAGAGUGUUUCCGCCUGUUGCCAGGGAGAGUUGACAUAGAGUUGAUCGUUGAUAUUCCUGAAUACGCUGAUCUAAUAGAGCAACCACAAGAAGGAUGCAUAUGGUGUCAGGCUAGAGGGGCAGCAUCUGAAAUCUCAGGGGUAGAGAGACAAACUGCACCGUCACAGAAGGUGAGUGCGACGCAAAAGUUUUAUGAUGACCUUGAUAGCCUUAUCUUUACAACACCUGGAGAAGGAUCAACUACAGAAGCAGAAAGCCAGCCCUCUGGCGAGGAGUUGCAAGAAGGUAGAGUCCGCAUUGGUUGCACGAUCAACACUAGUCCCGGAACAAGUGAGGCUGUUAUUUACGCUGCACUUUACUUGAGGCUGAAGAAGAAUUUGAAUUCUCAAGGCGAUAACCAAGAGAUCAAAGCAGCGAAGAUAGCCGACAUUUUGGAGCCCAAGAGGAAAUCUAGAAGAGACAUGCUCAUUAAGCUCCUGAUGUUGUCAGAGAGAGAGUUGGAAGACGUCGUUUUUAUGAGACCUCUUAACGUCAGGCUCAAGUUCAACUGCGACCUCCACCCUAAAGGAGAGCACUCGAAGGAAAUAGUUGUAACCGAUUCAACUGUGGAAGCUCGCGUUACCCUUAAGUAACCGGAUUUCGAGCUUAUAAUCUCGUUUCUGAGGUGAGGGUGUUGGUGUUGGUGCUGAAGGAGUCCAAACACAGCUUUUUUAACGUUUCAAUAAGGCUGCAUCUAUACUGAUUUCAUCAUCUUCUUCACCCUUUACUUAAAUUAUUUGUCACAAUUAUUUGGGUUUAUUUGAAUUCCCCCAAAAAAUAAUUUCAAGCUCGAAUAAGCUCCGGUGAUUUUGCGUAUGAAGCAUGCGAUAUCAAACAUAGGCUCGGUAAUCUACGACUCAGGUUUUUCUCAUAAUAAAUUUUGUACAAAUAUCUUUAAACAAGCGUCUAUUAUUGUAUUGAUCCGACCCGAUAGUACAUGUUUUGGGAAUGUUCAGUGUCAGCUACUGAAUGGCCUUAAGACGCCAAUCCUCGGACUACAUAAUAUACUCUAUCCUACUAUUACACCCAAAUGCGAAUCCGAUUAUAAGUGAGGAUGUUUUGUGGGAAGGGAAUUGAGUUCUUUCUCACUAAAGUCUUGAAUUAUUAACUUCUUUUGCAACUUUAAUCUUCUUUACACUCUCUUUUAUUCUCUUUUUGCAGAUAUUUUCACCAAAAAAGUGUAUGGUUUUAUAACUUUAUUCUAUAGUUAGACAGCGCCGUGGUUUUCAGCUUCAAUUCCAAGAUUGAUGGGAAUCCGGAUUGCCACUAAUUUCAAAUUUAUUCCAAAUAAUUAACUUCAAAUUACAUAAAUCAAAUACAUCCGAACUUGAGAAUUCUUCUUUUGUGACAAUUAUAAUUUAAUUUGAUUGGUUGGUAAAUGCUUAGAGGAAUAAUACUCAUGCACUAGAAGGAUUCGACAAAUUCCUAUAUAAAGACGACCGAAAUCAUACAUUUUCAUCCAAUUGUAAUUAUCUCCACAUUCAUAAAAUAAUAUAAACUCAUGGCAUCCCUUCAGGUUGAUCGUGCAACUGAUGUGAUCACGGAAGCUGAAGUUACCAGUAAAGAGCCGUCUCCGGCGGCAGUGGCAGCGGCGGCGCCGGAAAAUGCAAAACCCUUGGAUGUGGAGGACGAGGAAGAUCUGGAAGACUUGACCGAGCCAACAUACGAAGAGAAGGUUGGGAAUUCCGACAACGAAGAUGCCGAAUACUCGCCGUUCAUGGAGAGGGAAGAAGAAGAAGAAGAAGCGGCGCCGCCUUUAAGUUACGGCGGAGGACCGGCCACCUUCGACGAUUUUAAUGAAGAUGAUGACGAGGACCACAUCGUUUAAUCAAAAUAUUCAUAUAAUCUCAACAUUAUAAGCCAACAAUAUUUAUGUAAGGAAUUUGAGUUGGCUUUCUUUGUGGGAUCAUGGUGUUGUUUAGGUUAACUAUAUGGAGUAUUAUAUUAUAGGCUUGUUUACCCAUAUUAUUGAAUUUUAGGCUUGUUUGUUUGGCAGAAAAGUAAUACUUAGUAGAAUAUGAUUUAUAAGAAUAUAAUAUUUAAAAUUAUAA
Messenger RNA from Salvia splendens (bonfire salvia), 4133 nucleotides. RefSeq lists its product as uncharacterized. The transcript has 18 exons. NCBI's taxonomy places the organism in Eukaryota, Viridiplantae, Streptophyta, Magnoliopsida, Lamiales, Lamiaceae. The coding region runs from base 417 to 2675 and encodes 752 amino acids. The record is from RefSeq and is a predicted model, not a curated record.